Eurypyga helias (sunbittern) is the source of this 1075-nucleotide messenger RNA. Its product is annotated as importin subunit alpha-5-like. The transcript is spliced from 3 exons. Gene Ontology annotation, molecular function: nuclear import signal receptor activity. Bases 180 to 494 code for a protein of 104 amino acids. The record is from RefSeq and is a predicted model, not a curated record. NCBI's taxonomy places the organism in Eukaryota, Metazoa, Chordata, Aves, Eurypygiformes, Eurypygidae. Gene Ontology annotation, cellular component: nucleoplasm; nucleus. Gene Ontology annotation, biological process: NLS-bearing protein import into nucleus; postsynapse to nucleus signaling pathway.
CAGUCAUAGAUGCCCAUAUCUUUCCAGCUCUUAUCAAUAUUUUGCAAACGGCUGAGUUUCGGACAAGGAAGGAAGCUGCCUGGGCAAUCACAAAUGCAACAUCUGGAGGCUCUGCUGAACAGAACAAGUAUUUAGUAGAACUGGGAUGCAUCAAACCACUCUGCGACCUCCUUACAGUAAUGGACUCAAAGAUUGUGCAAGUAGCACUGACUGGGCUGGAGAACAUCCUGAGGCUUGGAGAGCAGGAAUCCAAACGCAGCGGCACUGGCAUUAAUCCCUACUGCGCUCUUAUUGAAGAAGCAUAUGGCCUGGACAAGAUUGAGUUCCUGCAGAGCCAUGAGAAUCAAGAGAUUUAUCAGAAGGCCUUUGAUCUGAUCGAGCACUACUUUGGAACAGAGGAUGAAGACAGCAGCAUUGCCCCACAGGUGGAUCUCAGCCAGCAACAGUACAUCUUCCAGCAGUGUGAGGCUCCUAUGGAAGGCUUCCAGCUCUGAGGUGCCCCUGUGCUGUGUGCUCCUCUACGUAGCCAAUCCUGUUGUCGAGCCACAAGCCACCCGUGGAGUGAUUCUCUCAAUGUUUUCCAUAACCCUGUUUGCGCUCAUUCGCUUGCCUUGUGCACAUGCUCUUACAUACAUCUGGAAAACUUUUAGCUCUCCAUGGCAGGAUGCCCUCUCCUUGGCAAGGGGUCGCCAGAAUCACCCUUCUCCUCUAGAUUCUGAACCUCUCCACUGUCACCUUCGUGGAGUUGAGGCACUUUUCUAUACUUUGAGAUAUUCCAUGCUCCUAUUACAGGAAAAUAAUCCCUCCUCCACUAGCCCCUGCACCCCUGGCAUCCAAGAUAAGGCUGCCUUUCUCACGUAUUUGCUGCAGCGUGUGCCUGCAGUCCAGGGAGACAUUGAGACUUUCUGAGAACGUAGCUGAAUUCAUUGCCCACACUCGUCCCUGGAUGCCUCUUUGGAUGGCUGUGAGAUGCAUUAAAUCUUCACGUGUGCAACCUAUCUACUUUGCUGUAUGUGCCAGCUGGGUUUAUUGGCAUAUAGAACACGUUAACAAAUAAUGGAGUAAGUUCUCUAUC